Molecule: messenger RNA, 1755 nt
Organism: Haemonchus placei
Lineage: Eukaryota; Metazoa; Nematoda; Chromadorea; Rhabditida; Trichostrongylidae
Source: the annotation of a GenBank genome assembly
AUGGCGUGUUGUGAGGGAAACUUCGCCUCAGACGGGACCCACACCUGUACUUGCUCUCCUAGCACGGCGUUCUUUAUCCACUACCUACCUCCUACCACUACCAAAGUCCUUCUUCUACUCGCUUCCUUAAUAGCGAGGCCCCUUCAGAAGUCUCGGAUAGGGCUCUGCCUGGCUGUGGUCUACUGGAUUCGACGAUUUCCACAUCAUUUUGACGGUCAACAAUCGCUUCAACAGCUUGCGGUUCGUUUCCGAACAUUAGCAAGUGAUGUACCGGAAGAGACCCGAGAAAUGAUCGACGUCUCCAAUCUACCGUCGUACGCGUGGUUACGUGCGCUUUCUGUCCGGCAGCCGGUUGCCCGACAGGUUUCGUUGUCAUUUGAGCAAUGGAGCCCUGAGGACAUAUCAACGUCGUUGUCGCAUAUCGACUAUAAAGUACUUAGUAGGAUUUCUGUGACUGAGCUUAAACGUUACGUCAAAGACGGGUCACCAGCAAACACGCCAAUGUUGGAGCGAUCAAUAUCUAUAUUUAAUAAUCUCUCCAAUUGGGUACAAAUUAUGGUUCUCAGUAAAACAACGCCUAAGGAAAGGGCCAUUAUGGUAACAAAAUUUGUAAACGUAGGCAAGCAUUUGCGUAAAUUAUGCAAUUUUAACACUUUAAUGGCGGUCAUUGGUGGAAUCACUCAUAGUAAUAUUUCUCGUUUAUCAAAAACAAAUUCUCAACUGGCACCAGAAACUAGGAAGGAAUUAAAUCAACUCACAAAUUUGCUCUCGGUUCAGUCGAACUUCGGUGAAUACAGGAAAGCACUGAACAGUUUAGGAUCACACUUUAGGAUUCCAAUUAUAGGUGUUCAUUUGAAAGACCUCGUUGCUGCAACUUGUUGUGGUGCAAAUUUCGAUAAAACAAUGACCGUCAGUUUGAGGAGGUUGUAUCGCUUAGCAACUUUGCUUUCUCACUUUAUGAUCUUCAAUCAACGACAGCACAAUUUUCCAGAAGCAAAUCUGGACCUCAUCAACACCCUGAAAGUAUCAUUAGACAUCCGUUACAACGAUGAAGACAUCUACGAGCUAUCACUCCGACGAGAGCCACGGACUUUUAUGACGUUCCAACCCAGCCCUCCUGUUGUGUUUGCCGAAUGGGCAUCUGGCGUGUCGGCAACUCUCGAUCCAGAAACCGUUAAUAAGCAUGUCACGGCCAUGGUCGACGCUGUUUUCAAACACUACGAUCAUGACCGUGACGGUUAUAUCAGUCAGGCCGAGUUCCGUCAAAUCUCCGGUAACUUCCCCUUCAUCGAUCCCUUCGGCACCAUUGAUCUGGACAGGGAUGGCCAAAUAUCUCAUGAGGAGCUCAAGGCCUAUUUUGUGAAGGCAAACAACACUUCUGUAGAUUUUCGGCUCGGGUUCAAGCAUAAUUUCCAUGAGACGACAUUCCUGGCUCCGACAUCGUGUGGUCAUUGUGGCCGUCUGCUCUGGGGUCUGAUUCGGCAAGGAUGGAAAUGCAAGGACUGUGGUUUGGCAGUACAUUCUGACUGUAAAGCGAAUGCAGUGGCCGAAUGUCGGAGAAAGUCGAAUGCUCUCGUUGACUGGAUUGCGCCGAGGAGUGAAGGAUCAAGAAUCGAUCUGCUUUUCAGGAGAGGUAGCCGACCGAGAACAGUGUCGACGAUUUCCCAUGAUGGCGAGAAGUCAGGAUGCCUGAACAAGCUACAUUUGCCAUCUAUUCGCAGUGCGCGACCGCAGUCUGAGAGUGCCGAUUGCUAG